UCGUCUGCUUGACACGACAAAAUGGCUUCCACUCGCCUGUCCUCAUUUCCACCUGUGUGCAAUAUCCAGGAAUGAAAACACUUUCGAGAAGAAAGUAAGGAAUUUCUUUGGUUCUGGAAAUACAUUGAUGUGAUUGGGAUUAUCAUUUCCUGCGAAUUUUCCUUUUGUAAAUAAUCGGAUAAUCUCUCCAGGAGUUGAUUGGAUUCCAUUUGUGAUAACGCUAUAGUUGAAAUCUACGGGACUUUUUCUGGAUUGCUGUAUAAUGAAAAAGUGUGAUCUGAUUUCAGUUACAAUUAUGAACAUAUAGGAUUACAACUGUAAUGAUGCGACCAGAUGAUCUUAGUCACCUCGAGGUACUGGACGAGAACACCAUUGUUCAGGCGCUGAGAGGCAGAUUCCAUAAAGAUAAAUAUUACACGUAUAUAGGUGAUAUCCUAGUCGCUGUAAAUCCGUGUAAACCUCUAAAUCUUUUCGAGAAAACGAACCAUGAGGAGUAUGAAAAUCUGUUGGUCCGAUCCGAGAAGCCCCCUCACCUGUUUUGGGUGGCUGACCACGCGUACAGGGCUCUACUGGAAAAUGGGAGAAACCAGUGUAUCCUGGUUAGUGGGGAGUCUGGAGCAGGAAAGACAGAAAGUACAAAAUAUAUGAUACGACACCUCAUGAGGAUCAGCCCAAGUAAAGAUAGACACUUGCUCGACAAAAUUGUCCAGGUUAAUCCAUUACUUGAAGCAUUCGGCAAUGCUGCCACUGUCAUCAACGGAAAUUCCAGUCGAUUUGGAAAGUUCAUAGAGCUCCACUAUACAGAAGAAGGGUCAUUACUUGGAGCAAAAAUUGAUGACUAUAUAUUAGAGAAGUCCCGAGUAGUGUACCGGAACAAAGGCGAGAAGAAUUUCCAUGUAUUCUACUCUCUGUUUGCUGGUAUGUCGCGGGAUCGCCUCUUAUACUACUUCCUGGAGGAUCCUGACUGUCACAGAAUCAUGCGUGAUGGCGACCCAACAUGUGGGGUAUUCCGGGACUCGGAUGAGUUCCAAAACUACAAGAUUAUGUUUGGAGAACUGACAGUGAUUAUGUCACACAUAGGGUUUUCGGAUGAGCAUAUAUCAGUCAUUUUCCUCGUUCUGGCUUCUGUGCUUCAUUUGGCGAACAUAGUAUUCAUGCCCUGUGAGGAAACAGACGGUGUGACUGUAGCGGACGAAUACCCUCUCCAUGCAGUUGCCAAACUUCUCGGCAUAGAAGAUGAAGUUGAGCUCACUGAAGCUCUUAUCUCUAAUGUCAACUUCAUUAAAGGAGAACGAAUUCAGUCUUGGAAAAACCUCCGAGAAGCAAACGACAGCCGAGACGCCCUGGUGAAAGACUUAUAUUCCCGGUUGUUUGGAUGGAUUGUCGGCCAAGUGAACAGAAAACUAUGGUUGCAUAAUGAUAGCAAAUCAUCGCAUCUCACAAGAGGACUUACAAUCAGUCUAUUGGACAUGUCUGGGUUUGAAAACUUCAGUACUAACACCUUUGAUCAGUUUCUCAUCAAUAUUUCAAAUGAAAAGCUACAGCAGUAUUUUAUGGACUACAUUUUCCCGCGAGAACGCCGCGAAUACGAGAUCGAGGGCAUUGAGUGGCGGGACAUCGUAUACCACUCAAAUGACGAUGUACUGGACCUUGUAUUCAGGAGACCAGAUGGUGUUCUCUCCUUACUGGACGAAGAAUCUAUUUUCCCAAAAUCCACCGACGUGACAUUGGUACAGAAACUGAAUCAGUAUUGCAGAGAUACACACAGAUAUGUGAAGUCAGUGGGAGAGCGGACAAGCUUCGGGAUCCGACACUAUGCCGAACAGGUGAUGUACGAUGCCGAGGGCUUCCUGGAGAGGAACAGAGAUAAUUUAAGCAUAGACCUUGUUUCCUGUCUCCUCAAUAGCAACAACGACUUCAUCAAGGACCUCUUUACUGCAUCCAUGUCCCCAACUGGCACCAUAUCAGAUUUUGCCAGUAAGUGUACAUCUCGACCAUGUCUACCUAGCGUGUGGCCGUCAGCGAUAGAACCCGAAAGACUGCGCGAAAGUGUUUCACGGCAGGCGUCUCUAAAGAUCAGAAGAAGUCGUGGAUUAUCCGGGGAAAGUGUUUCCAGUUCCCUUGCAGGCAAGACAUCGCCAACAGUGACUCGUCACUUUAAGAGAUCGCUCUCAGAUCUCAUGACAAAGCUUUCUCAAGCACAGCCUCUUUUUGUUCGGUGUCUUAAACCGCACAAUACAUUAUCUUCUGGGAAGUUUGACGUUGAAUUAAUCCGACGACAACUCCUUUGCAAUGGUCUCAUGGAGAUAGCCGAGUUAAGGAGAGAUGGAUAUCCAUUUAGGAUUAGAUAUGAGGAUUUUCUAAGGAAGUACUCUGAUAUAUGUGAUUACGCGAAUGACGUCACGAAUGAACGGGAAUCUUGUACAGAGAUACUCCGAACAGCAAACAUAGAGGGAUAUCAAAUGGGCAGAUCAAAGAUUUUCCUGAAAAAUUGGCAAAAGGACAAUUUGGAAAUUCUUCUUCGAGACAAGUUGAGAGAAAAAGAGAUACAACAAGAAGAGCUAAGACGUCGACAAUCAGAGGCAUCACUGCUAUCAAUGUUGUCAGAGGGAGGUGAAAAUUUACACAGUACUCCUCGGCGGUCUGCUGACAGUGGUUUAGAUAUGGCGGGUAGUCCCCGAGACGGGACAAAGAAUUUCGGAGACUUGUAUGGAAAGAAGAACUGUCUCAAUAAGCAAUCUCGAGCACCAUACCCAGAGGGUCAAAAUCUCCUCGAUGGAAUGGAUAUGGACGAUAGUGUCAGUGUUCCACCGAAAAAAGAUAGCCGGGUUCAGUCGGAAGAUAGCCGUAGUACAGAUAACACAACAACAGUCGAAGUAGACAAAGAGAAAACCGAGCAUUGGCGACCGUAUGACAUUUUCCAAGUAUCAGAGCGUGAGUUUGAAGAGAGUGAUUACAUAUUCAAAGAAAUCCUGAAGGGCAUUCGACUUUUCCUAUACGUGUUCUUCGUUAUCGCUAUCCUCAGUUGUGCUGUGGCCAGUAAAAUAUCACUCCUCCUUCUUACAUCAGGGAUUAGCAAGGACGCCGAAUCACGGGGGGAGCAUCUAUUUAUGGUUCUAAUUUGCAUGUGCUUACCAAUUGGGUGGAGCUGGUUGAUGGCCUUUAUGAAAAUCCUGUUUGGUGGCAAGGAAUGGCCUUCAAUAAAAACAUUCGUUCUGCUCCUUCUUAUGGAAACCAUGCAGACGUUUGGGUUGUGCCUUUUGCUAUUCCGCGUGCUGCCUUCUACAGACUUUUUUAGUGGUCUAAUAAAGACGUUUGCAGUUUGUCAAAUUCCCAGUCUUCUGAAAGUGGUCGUUCAUGAAAAGAGACCAAAUCCAAGCCUCAGUGAAGUAGUUACCAUCAUCCUGAAUAUUGCCGCGUUUCUUGUACAAGUAGCAUCAAUUCCAUUCUUUUCUACCGGAGAAUUUUUGCUCGAAGGCAACCACACUCUUCUUGAAGGGCACAACGCUACGACAUACGUCACGACGACUGUCGAAAAAGCAACAAACGGCGAAUGGGAACUUCCAGUUGCGCUGGUACUAAUAUCUAUCGGCUGGUGGGAGAAUUACGUGUCUGGAGAAUGGACAGUUUUCGGAAGGAUCACUAUACCAUUUAAACAAUGGCGGUCUAUAUUACAAGAUACCAGAGAGACCUCAUAUUUCCUCGUAGCACCGUUCAAGGUUGGUCUUGCUGUCCUGUUCGCUCGCCUUCUUACAAACAACACUAAUUUUGUUGUUCCAGCUUCUAGUCAUUUCAAUCAAACCACUAGUGAGUACGACUCAAAAUUCGAAGAGGUUGGUGUAUCCUACAGUUUAGUGUUUAUUCAAAUUGGAUCUGGAAUAAUAUGUACAUACCUGGCUGGACUUGCGUGUAAACUACACAUGCAAAGAACAGCCUUCGCUCUUCCAUUGAUCAUUGCCCCUCCCGUGUCACUGGCAGUGAUAUUCUUGCAAUGUGAGUAUCAGUUUCUUCCUGCUCACUGGCACUUGGGUGGCUGGUUUUGUGGGAAGUACGAAUUGGAAUCCAUGCUCGUCCCACUGAUCUGCGCCUUUCUGUUGUGGCUGUCUUAUUCAAUUACAGUUUCACAUAUCUGGUUCCCACAGAGUGAGCGAAUGGCCAAAAUAGAAAAACUUUUUGUUACUCCACACGUAGAUGCCCUAUUCCCGGACUUCACAUUGACGCUCCGGCGUAGGCGUAAUGAUAAAGAAAUCAAACUAACAGGAUUUGACACGUUCCGGUAUGUGGGAGAGGAUUUUUACAACACAGGGGAGGACAUUUACGCGGGAAUCAAUGUGACACCUCAGGUGUAUGUGUGCGCAACUAUGUGGCACGAGACUCGACAGGAAAUGACGCAAUUACUUAAAUCACUUUUCAGGCUGGACUAUGUGCAUUGUGCAAGUCGGUUGGCACAGGAGAAGUUUCGUAUCCGUGAUCCGGACUAUUUUGAUUUGGAAAUGCAUAUCAUUUUCGAUGACUCUUUUGAGCUGGACGAGACUGUCGAUAAAUAUGUCCCGAACAUGUUUGUACGACAACUGGUGGAUUGCAUGGAGGACGCUGCAAGGUCAGUAGUAAAGGGUCCGGUGAUCAUGGGAUCUCCUGAAAAGAUACCGACAUCGUACGGAGGACGGCUGGUCUGGACAAUGCCUGGCCACACCAAACUCAUCGUUCACAUGAAAAACAAGAACAAAAUGCGCCACAGGAAGAGAUGGUCUCAGGUGAUGUACCUGUAUUACCUACUGGGAUUCAAACUAUUAGGCGGUAAGGAAGCAGACCGGUUCAUGACGGAGGAGAGCGAAAGCAGCAUGUCUAAAUUGAGGAACCGAAAGAAAGGCAAGAAAAACCGAUCCAGGCCGCUAAAAACACUCUUCACCCGCAUGGACCCAGAACAAUAUGAGCAGGCCGAGAGUACAUAUAUAUUGACCCUAGACGGAGAUGUAGAUUUCCGCCCGGACUCUGUAAAGUUGUUGAUCGACAGAAUGAAAAAGAACAGGAAAGUUGGAGCUGUGUGUGGGCGAAUCCAUCCAAUCGGCUCAGGUCCUAUGGUGUGGUACCAGCAGUUUGAGUACGCCGUCGGUCAUUGGCUACAGAAAGCUGCAGAACACGUGUUUGGUUGCGUGUUGUGUUGCCCCGGAUGUUUCAGUCUUUUUCGAGGGUCUGCCAUCAUGGACGAUAAUGUUCUGAAGAUGUAUACUACCAAACCGACUGAGGCCCGCCAUUAUAUCCAGUUCGAACAAGGUGAGGAUCGAUGGUUGUGCACUCUUAUGCUGCAACAAGGACACCGCAUCGAUUACUGCGCAGGUGCCGAUGCUCUGACCUUUGCUCCGGAAACGUUCAACGAGUUUUUCUCUCAGCGCCGUCGUUGGUCACCGUCUACAUUGGCAAACAUGAUGGACCUGCUGGCGUCAUGGCGAGACACAGUACGCAUCAAUGACAAUAUCAGCCGUUUAUAUAUACUUUACCAAUUCGUCCUUAUGGCAUCAACGAUCCUAGCGCCAUCUACCGUCAUCUUGAUGAUAACAGGGUCGUAUCACUCUGUCCUGAAGCUUGGCAUCUGGGAGUCUUAUAUCUUAUCCCUACUUCCAGUUAUUAUCUACCUUGGAAUUUGUCUAAAACUCAAGAACGAUGUUCAAAUCUUCGCGGCUGCUGUUAUCACUGCUCUCUAUUCCCUUGUCAUGAUGGUUGCUACAGUGGGAACAGUAAUCAGUAUUGUCACUGAAAAUUUUGGUAGUCCAAAUGUUGUUUUUCUGACUGGUUUAGCUUCUAUUUUCAUGAUAGCGGGAAUAUUGCAUCCACAAGAAUUCUUUUGUUUAGUAUAUGGUGCCUUGUAUUUCAUUACGGUUCCGUCUACAUUCAUCCUACUUACGGUCUAUUACCUUUGCAAUGUCAACAACGUUUCGUGGGGUACCCGAGAAACACCCAAGAAAUUAUCUAAAGAAGAACAGGAGGAACUGCAAAAGAUACAAGAAGAAAAACGAAAGAAAAAAGACAGCAAAAGUUUCUUCAACAGACUUGGCCUUGCACCUCUUAUUAUCGACCUUACCAGUGCCAUGAAACGAUUGUUUGGACAUCCUGAAAAUGUACAGACGUGUUCUGUGUCUAUUCAAACAGAGGAAACUGUAACUAUCCAACGUUCGAUAUCGAAACAAACCCGACAGCCCGAGGUCAAACGAGUACAGCAGCCACCUGUUGAGGAUAUGACAGGUUGGGAAGCCGAUCCGAACAAUCCAUACUGGCUCGGACUAGAGUACUUAGGGGAUGGUGUUGUUAAGCAUGUGUCAGAGGAAGAAGCAGGCUUCUGGAAGUUCAUGAUUAAGAAAUAUCUGCAUCCACUCGAUGAAGAUCAAUCUCACAAAAAGAAAAUCAAAGAGGAUUUAAUUUCCUUGAAGAACAACGUAGUUUUCAUAUACUUCAUGAUCAAUUUCCUGUGGACGAUCAUUACCUUACAGCUUCAGUCAAUGGAAGACGAGCUGAAAAAAUUCUAUAUCAUCAAUAAAUACGAACCACUGUCUCUUACCUUCCUCUCUGUCUUUGCUAUCGCCAUAUCCCUUCAGUUCGUCAGCAUGUUUGUCCAUAGAUACGGAACGUUCCUCCAUCUAAUGUCAAGCACACGAAUCGACUGGUUUCAGAAAGUGCAGACUGAAGAGGAUUUCGUGCGUUUCGUUGUAAGUGAAGCGCAAAGACUUCAGAGAAUGGAACCUGCGCCGGAUUACGACGAACUGCCGCCUGAUUAUGAUGGCGAUGACGACGGACUGUCUCAAGGAUCGGAACAGUACGACGAAUUACCGUCUCUCCCCCAGAGUCCACGCGGUACCGUGAGAACGUUCGGUCGUAAGACACGUGUUCUACAGAAACGAAAUUUUGAAAAUAAUGAUGUACCUAUUCUCCAACAAAUUUUCGAAGACAGAUUAGAAAAUAUUCAUAGGAAAUGGAAGAAGGGCACGCUUGCUUUCCGCGGAGGAAUGAACAAUGGCUUGUCCAGGCACGAUAGCAGUAGGUUUUCAGAUAGAGAAAACUUCAUGAGACAGAAAAUGUUUAAAAGAAGCUUCAAAAAGGACAGCAGAGAGACAGUACCGGUGAUGCCUGUGAAGAUUGAUAUGCAAUAGGACAAUUACCAAGCAUAUAAUGCAGUGCUGCUUUAUGUUCAGAGUGUCUGUAUUCUUGCCAUUUUUCAAUAUUAAGAUAUUUUAACUUAACAUGUUAUUAGCACUUUGUAAAACUUACCUCUUCAUAUUUUUGUUUAUUGCUUAUCCCUGAAUGAUACAAUGUAUAUAAAAUGAUCGUCCUUAUCUUGUGAUAUUUAAUGAAAAAAACAUUCGAGAAAUAUAUAUAUAUAUAUUAAACUACAGGUGCCAAAUACACGUUUAAUACAUUUCGAAACCAGCUGUUCAAGAAAUUGCAUCUAUGAUCCCAUUGCAAAUUAUGUUACAGUUAAGAAAAUGAAUUAUAUUGAUGGACAUGCAACUUAUUCUUGACGUACAAGAUGUUGCUUUAUCAAUGGCUAGAUAGAAACAGCACUGUUCGACUAGCAAUUUAUAACCUAUCUCGUAUAGCACAUUGCUAACAUUUGUACAUUAAUAUUCUGUAGUAUUUGUUUUGUACAUGUAGCGAGGAAUGUUGUUAUGGAUUUGACUAUACGUAUGUGGCGUUUCACUUAUUUAUUAUUGUGUGUACAUCUGAUUCUUGAUUACACCGACAGAAAGGUUUAAUUAUAUUAAAUAAGUUGCUGUUUUUA
Pecten maximus is the source of this 7771-nucleotide messenger RNA. RefSeq lists its product as uncharacterized. The transcript has 29 exons. Gene Ontology annotation, cellular component: myosin complex. Gene Ontology annotation, molecular function: cytoskeletal motor activity; ATP binding. The record is from RefSeq and is a predicted model, not a curated record. The coding region runs from base 321 to 7142 and encodes 2273 amino acids. Lineage: Eukaryota; Metazoa; Mollusca; Bivalvia; Pectinida; Pectinidae.